AUGUCUCCCUCCGCCAGCUCACGCCGCGCCGGCGCCGUCGCGCCAUAUGCGAGACGAAAGACCCGGCCGCCAUCGAGGACUGGGUCGGCUGAUAGCUGCAGGAGCAGGAAAUCUGAGUCGAGACAGCACAAUAUGGCGAGUUGGUGCGAGUUUGAGACAAGCAGCUACACAUCUGGAAGCGUGACUGCAUGCGAAUCAGAACAAGGGGACCUUAUUACAGAACUGAUGGAGGACAUCUUCCAAGCGAUGGACCGGCUGGAACGCCGCGACAAAGGGAAGCGCCGUGAAGACGGGCACACAAUCUCGAUACACGACCUCAACACCCAAUUUUCUACACUGGCCCCGGAAACGCCAGCACCCUCUCCAGAGCUCUGGCUUGAAUCGCCGCAGAGCUAUUCCCAGCCGCCGCCGUCUUACGAUGACACGCUCGCAGACCUUCCGCCCGACUACACCACCACAGAUGCGCUAGCCACCGCGCAAACGCCUGAAUACACGCUGUUCCCCUCCCUCAACCCUUCACUGUGCUCCAAUGUCCCCAAUUGCCUGCGCAUAAGCUGCAACACGUCGCCGUCUUCUUCUUUCUACCUCGACGAGAAAUCGUUGUACGCGGACAUUGAAUUCGGCUUCAGCGAAGACGGGGUCAGGUCGCACGCUAAGAAAAAGAAGAAGGGCGGCGCUGCGAAGGCUGCGUGGGACGAUGAUGACGACAAGAAGAAGGAAGAGGAGAAUGCUGGCGGCGCGGGUGGUGGCGACAACGGCGGUGGUAAUCCUCCUGCGGAUGGAGGGGGCGGGGAUGCGGGCGGUGAAGGUGGAGACGGCGGUGACGGGGGUGACGACGGGAAUAACGAGGACGAGUGGGGCGGUUGGGACACCGGUAAGAAGAAGAAAAAGAAGAGCAAGAAGGCGCAACAAGAGGAAGAGGAAGCCGAACGCAAGCGCAAGGAAGAGGAGGACGAAAUGGAGCGCAAGAAGAAGGAAGAAGAGGCGGCGGCUGCGGCUGCUGCAACUGCCGGCAAUGACCUAAGCUGGGCCGAUCAGGUAAAUGACGCUAAUCCGGACGACGACUGGGGAACGUUCGCGACUGUUGGGGGAAAGAAGAAGAAGGGUAAAAAGGGGAAGGCGGGUGAACCCGCAGCACCCCCUCCAAAAGACCCCGAACCACCUGCAGCAGACCCAGCCACAACAUUCGACGACAUAAAUCUCGACGAUACCGGAGGCGCGCCGAAGAUUGAAAUGAAUUUUGGUGAUAGCGGCGCAUCAAAAUCACCAAGUUUCGGUUUUGGCGGCCUUGGCAGUUGGACGUCUGGUUGGGGAGCUAAGACUUCCUGGGGCUUUGAUUCAGGACUUGACAGCUCGAAAGAUAAAGAUGAAGGCAAAGAUGAUAAUCCGUGGGGAUCCACGGACAAGAAGAAGAAGGAUUCUUCGGGCUUUGACUUCAAUUUCGACGCCUUCAAUGCGACCUCUGCCGAGCCGGCCCCGGUAGUGGAAGACAAACCAGUCGAAGACGAUACCUGGGGCUUUGGCUUUAGCAGCAAGAGCAAGAAGAACAAGAAGAAGGGCGCAGCAACUAUUGUGGAGGAACCCGCUCCCGAACCAGCACCAGAGCCUGAAAAGCGAAAGGAGGAGGAAGAGCCAUGGUCGUCAUUCUCAUUCGGCAACGCCAAAGACAAGAAGAAAAAGAAGAAAGGAGCUACGCUGAUUGAAGAGACGCCUGCCGAACCUGAACCGGAACCAGCGCCAGUGCCAGUGCCGGCGCCAGAGCCGGAAGCCGCGAAAGAGGACGACCCGUGGGGUUGGGGCUCCGGUUCUGUGGGCAAGAAGAAGAAGAAGGGGAAGAAUGCGAUUGAAGAGAUCAAGGAAGAGCCCAAGGUCGAGGAACCUCUACCCCCGCCUCCGGAGCCCGCACCUCCGGCGGACGACAGUUGGGGCUCGUUUGCCAUGACCACCAGCAAGAAGAAGAAAGGCAAGAAGGGCGCGAAAGAAGAGCCCGUGGUUGAGGAGCCCCCACCACCAGAACCGGAACCGGAGCCGGAGCCAGAGCCAGAGCCCGUCGUUGAGGAAUCGAUAGAUCCUUUUGCCGGUCUCAGUAAGAGAGAGCGGAAGAAGUUGGAAAAGAAGAUGAAAGAUGAGGCUGAGCAAAAGCAGAGGGAAGAGGAAGAAGAGGCUGAGAGAAAGCGUAAGGAAGAGGAAGGAGCAGCAGCAGCAGCAGAGGCGGCGGCGGCAGAACCAGAUCCGGAGCCCGUGAAAGAGGAAGAGGACGAUAUCUGGGGCGACUGCGGCACUAGCUCAAAGAAAAAAAAGAAGGGUAAGAAGACUGGCGAGGAGCCACCGCCACCAGAGCCUGAACCAGAGCCUGCCCCUGUAGUAGAAGAUAAGCCAGCAGAUGAUCCAUGGGGCGAUUUUGGGACGACCGCCACGAAGAAGGGCAAGAAGAACAAGAAGGGCUCUGUUUCUGUUCCCGUCCCUGAACCAUCGAAAGAAGAACCCAGCGUUGAGCCUCUGCCUGAACCAGUUGUUGUGGAGAAGCAAGAGGACGAUUGGUCUAAUUGGGCAUCCACGACGACAACGAAGAAGAGCAAAAAGAAAAAGGGCGCCGGCGAAGAACCACUUCCGCCUCCGCCAGCUAUCCCGGAACCGGAACCGGAACCAGAGAAAGAGAAAGAGAAGAGCGAGGGUGGAGACUGGGGCUUCAGUUCCAUCUGGGGCGGCAGUUCUAAGAAGAAAAAGAAGGGGAAGAACUCCGAACUGGAGCAACCGGAGCCCAUUGUGGAGGACCCAGCCACAAUUCAGAGCCCGGAUGGAUUCGAGGAGCCUAAGGCAGAAGAGGAAGACGACUUUGGCGUUCCGUCUUGGGGCACGAAGAAGAACAAGAAGAGCUCCAAGAAGGACACCCCUAUUGAAGUCACCGAGGAAACGCCCUCCGCGCCCGUUCAGCAACCAGAUGAGGAAGACCCGUGGGGUAGCGCGUCCUUCAACAUCGGAAAGAAAGGCAAGAAGGGCAAGAAGUCGUCCCUCCUCGCUCCUCCCCCUGUUCCCACGCCGCCUGGCGAAAAGAUCGAUCUGCUCGACCCCGUGCCCGAAAUGCCACCCCCGAAGGCGAUUGAGGCAGCCCCAGUUGAGGAGAAGAAGGAUGAUGAUGAUCUGUGGGGCUUCACUUCUUCCGCCAAGAAAAAGAAGAAGAAGGGCGCCAAAGAGGCGCCGGCAGACGAUGGCGGAAAGUUAAGCAAGACGACCACGAAAGACUCAGCUUCCAAGGCGCCCAGAGAUACGUGGGAUGACCUUAUCAGUCUCGACGAGCCAAAAAAGGAAGAGAAGGAAGACGCUGCCUCUGCUGCCAAAAAUGCCUGGAGCGCAUGGGGCACUGUCACAUCCUCCAAACCUAGCAAGAAGGAAACCCCGAGGGAGAAAAAGGCCCGAGAGAAACGAGAAAAGGAGGAGCAAGACCGCCUCGAGAAGGAGGUCAAAGAGAAGGAAGAGGAAGAGCGGCGUGAGCGCGAAGCCAAGGAAGCCGAGGAGGCUGAGAAAGCCAGGAAAGAGGCGGAAGAGGCAGAGAAGGCCAAGAAGGAAGCAGAGGGUAGCGCAGGAUGGGGCAGCAUAUGGGGUUCCUCGAAGAAGAAGGAGACCACCAGACAGAGGCGAGAACGUGAGGCUAAGGAGAAGAAUGAACGCGAGGAAAAGGAACGGCUCGAGCAAGAGGAAAAGGAACGUGCUGAGAAAGAAGAGCAAGAGCGGCUUGAGAAGGAGCGCGAAGAACAGGAGAGGAUCGAGAGGGAAGCAAAAGAAGCAGAAGAAGCCGCGGCAAAGGCCAAGAAGGAGGCAGAAGAGAGCUCAGGGUGGGGAGCUAGUAUAUGGGGCGCGACAACAAAGAAGAAGGAGAGCCCCAGGCAGAGGAGAGAACGCGAAGCUCGAGAGAAGAAGGAGCAGGAGGAACAGGAGCGAUUAGACCGUGAGGCUAAAGAAGCGGCCGAGGCCGCUGAACGAGCUCAAAGGGAGGUGGAAGAGGCAGAAGCAGCUCGUCUGGCAGCGGAGAAAGAACUCCUCGGAAGCACUUCGACGAAAAAGACGAAGAAAAAGAAGGGCAAGACAGUCCUCGAGGAGGCUGCUCCUCCACCACCACCUCCGAUCGACGAAGAUCUACUCAAUCUUGUCAAGGAUAUACCAGCCGCCGAUCUUCUUGCUGAGCUCGAGAAAGACACCCAGAAAGAAGAGUCCGGCGGCUGGGGAAGUGCUUGGGGCAUCUCCCUCCGCAAGACCAAGAAGGCUGAGCCCAAGAAAGACGAGGUGAUCGCUGAGUCAGCGCGGGAUCUUCCGGACGAAUCAGCGAAUCUACCAGAAGCGCCGAUUGCUGACGAACCGGUGGUCAAGGCAGCAAGGUCAUCGGCGACCAAGAAGUCAUCCACUAAAUCCGGUGGCGUGGUUGCCGAAAGAUUAAAAGCACUGCAGGAGAAGAAGAAGGCGAAAGCUGUGGAACCGGAGCCGGAGCCCGAACCAGAACCUGCCCCGGAAGAGCCUGCACCUCCUCCGCCUCCACCAGAGCCUCCAGCUGUCGAGGUCAUCGACGCGACUCCUAAGAAGUCUUCGAAGUCCAAGAAGGCCACCACCAAGUCGUCAAAAUCAAAGAAUAAGGAGGUCUCUCCACCUCUCGUGAUCCCCGACCCCGAGCCUGAAGCGGCUCCUAAGGUCUCUACACCUGUCCCAGGUGGCUUCCCCAUGGAUGAUGAGAUGGAUUUGAUUGAUCUCAACGUCUCCGCUCCUCCGCCACCUCCAGCUGAGCCCGAACCCCCUGCUCCAGAACCCGUUGUGGUAGACAGGAAGUUGAAGAAGUCCAAGAAGAGCAGCAAAUCGAAGGCAGAGCCUGUUAUUGAAGCGCCCCCGCCACCCCCCCCACCCCCGCCAGAGCCUAUCGAAGAAGAGCCCGCGCCGAUGGAUGUCGACGAAGUCCCCGGCAAACUCCCUACGCCGCCGCCCGAAGCAGAGGUCGUGCCCACGCCGGCCAAGAAAGAACGCGCAAAAGUUGUGCGCAACGCGGGCGCCGCGUCCUGGGGCUUCUGGGGCGCUGCCGCUGCGACUGCCGCCUCAUCGCGACAAAAACCAGCCAGAAAACAAUCUGGCGACGAUGCGACAAGCACAGCAACACCAGCCAGGCCCAGCGUGUCCCGUUCUAAGUCCGCGCGCGUGUCUUCGUCCACCAAAGAUAAGGAUGUCAUGUCCAAAUCCUCAGGAUCAGACAAGAUGUCGAAGACGCCAUCUCGCUCAAAGACCACGCGUACCUCUACCGGACUUGCAUCGCUCUUUGGAGCACCACCACCAUCUGCGCGUGCGAAAGCGCGCCGUGCGUCAGCUACGCCGCGCACACUUUCCAGAAGGCCCUCGAUCGAUCAGGACGCCGCUAUGAUGUCGCCACCGCAAACAGAUACGGAUGUUAAGGUCUCCUCGAAAGCUGCUAAGGUAAUGGGCAUGAAAGGUUCUGUCAGCAGGCGAUCCAGUACCAGAGACAAGGGCAAAGCCAGAGGUAAGAAAAUCGCCCCCAAACGGCGGAGCGUUCUAGGCUGGAGGCGUAAGCGGAGAAAUCGAGCUAACCGAAUGCGUGCAGCUGUACCCGACCCGUAUCCUAUAGACGACGACCUGGACAUGCUGGACGACGACGCUCCUCCUUCACCAACACCCGCACCAAAGGCAGAAUCAUCGCGUCGCAAGUCGAAAUACGAAAACGUUACUCCUACAGAGCCGUUAACAGCUCCACCUAGCGCCGACGAUCCUGUUGACAUCGAUCCGAUGGAUGCGGAGCCAACCCCAGCUGAACCGCCCCGCCGCGAGCGAUCACGCCGCGUGCGUGGCAACUCCAACGCGAAGGACUCCAUGGCAGGAGCAGCCGCUGGAGCUGCGGCUGCGACAGGAUUCAUGAGCAUGUUUGGACUCGGUUCGCGCAAGAAGGCUGGAGACGACGAUAGGCGCGAGCGCCGCAGGACUGCUUACGAGACAGAAGACGAGCGCAAACGCCGCAAACGAUCAUCCACUCGCGGCGCCGCGACCGAAGAUGAAGCGAAACGAUUGCGACACGAACGCCGAAGCGUGCGACGCUCGUCGACCAUGCCUAACGGCGAUGCCGAUAUAGCAGCCCACGGCGCAAAUGGCAGCAGCGACGCCGAAGCCGAUCGCGAAGCCCGACGGGCAGAACGCAGGGCCAAGCGACACGCAGAGAAGGAAUCGCGUCGUGCCGAAGUCGAAGAGGCUGAGGCCAGAACUGAGCGUCGCCGCGAUCGAGAGCGAGACAACGAAGGCGCCACACUUGCGGAGAAGAAGGCUCGCCAGAUGGCUGAGCUCGAGCGCCGGAACAAGGAAGCUGAGGAACAGCUUCGUCGCAUGAAGGAAAAAGAAGACCGGCGCGGUGUUCGCGGAUCGCGCAAGCCUACGGAAGACCGAGAGUAUCGUUCAUCUCGUCGCAAAGAAAAGGAACCAGAGAGCUCACGCCCUCGCAAUGAGCGCCACCGGUCGCACAUGGACGAGGACCCUGAGGAGCGCCGUCGCCGCCGCGAAGAGCGUCGCGCCAGGCGCAAUUCCGAGUAUCCGACAACCAACGGCGAGCCCAUUACGGACUACUUCGACGAGCGCAACGGAGCCAGUCAUCGAUCUCGCCAUCGUAGCUCCCACCGCUCGAGGGAGGAAGAGAACAUGCCGUACCUAGCCAAGGGUGGCGACAAGACCUCGUCGUGGGUCGACUCGUUGUCGAAUGAGCCGCCGCUCCCCGUUCCCAUUGCCGAGACGGUCCUAGACGCUCCUCCGGGCGCUCGCGACGGUCCUGGGGACGACGAAUCGCCAUCUGCUGAUGAGGAGAUCCGUCUUCGCAUCCAUAAGAGCAAGCGCCAGAAGGAUCACGAGCGAGACCGCGACAGAGACCGGGAUCGCGAUCGCGACCGGGAGGCAAGGCAUCAUCGUCGUCGAUCCCACUACGAGGGCGCACGAGGAAGUGAUGAGGAUCGAGAGAGGAAGAGUAGGAGGAAGAGCUAUGCCGCCCCUCCGGCGGCGUAUGCUGAUCCACCGGUUCGGACUUGGGAUGGAAGGCCGGCUGCUGAGGGUGGCGGCAAGAGAGGAAGUUGGUUCAAGAAGAUCGCUGGCUUAUAA
Molecule: messenger RNA, 7122 nt
Organism: Trematosphaeria pertusa
Lineage: Eukaryota; Fungi; Ascomycota; Dothideomycetes; Pleosporales; Trematosphaeriaceae
Exons: 3
Coding region: 1-7122 (2373 amino acids)
Source: RefSeq, a predicted model, not a curated record